Quercus lobata is the source of this 1455-nucleotide messenger RNA. RefSeq names its product NADH dehydrogenase family protein. The record is from RefSeq and is a predicted model, not a curated record. NCBI's taxonomy places the organism in Eukaryota, Viridiplantae, Streptophyta, Magnoliopsida, Fagales, Fagaceae. Gene Ontology annotation, biological process: aerobic respiration. Gene Ontology annotation, molecular function: NADH dehydrogenase activity. Gene Ontology annotation, cellular component: membrane; respiratory chain complex I. The coding region runs from base 341 to 640 and encodes 99 amino acids. The transcript has a single exon.
GAAUGAAGGUAGCUUGCUUACUCUCAGCCAACUAGUUAGAAGGAAAUCCCUUGACUUCGUUUAUGCCCUUAUGCAGUAAAGAAAGCAAGUGAGGCGGGCUAAGAUUCCAUUCGAAGUAACGUAAGAGGAUUCGAUGUUGCACCAUCUUCAACUCUUCUCGGGAUCCGAGAGUUUUUCGAGAAAAGGUCCCAUCCUUCAAUAUCAUGAUUGGGUCGACCAGGUCAGAUCAUGAGUGAAUAGAAAAUCUAAAACGUACAUAGCUGUUCCAGCUGAAAUACUUGGAAUAAUUCUACCACUUCUACUAGGAGUAGCCUUUUUAGUGCUAGCUGAACGUAAAGUAAUGGCUUUUGUGCAACGUCGAAAGGGCCCUGAUGUAGUGGGAUCGUUCGGAUUGUUACAACCUCUAGCAGAUGGUUUGAAAUUGAUUCUAAAAGAACCUAUUUCACCAAGUAGUGCUAAUUUCUCCCUUUUUAGAAUGGCUCCAGUGGCUACAUUUAUGUUAAGUCUGGUCGCUCGGGCCGUUGUACCUUUUGAUUAUGGUAUGGUAUUGUCAGAUCCGAACAUGGGGGGACUUUAUUUGUUUGCCAUAUCUUCGCUAGGUGUUUAUGGAAUUAUUAUAGCAGGUUGGUCUAGUAAUUAGGAGGCGGCCGUUCGGUCGCCUAUGAUACUAGGACCAAUAGGUCAAAAAUGGGUUUGUGCCGCAGGUGUUGAACGAUCUACUCUACACAGGUGUGGGCUUACAGGGCUAGGGCUCAUAAACCCUCUCUUUCAUUCAUCAAUAGGGCCCUGGUCGGUCACUUUUCCGGGCCAGGAUCGAUAAGUGGAAGUCAUAAAAAAGAGAUGUUUCUCUUCGCACCUCAGAUCAAGAGGAAGGGUAGCUUGUCAAGCUGGCCUAUAUAUAUAUAUUAGAAUAUAUAAAUCAAAAGAUUCGCUGUCUUUUAACCGGCUGUUCUUCUUUGUCAACGCUACUAAAGACCUACAUUAGUAGAAGUAAGCGGCUGGGUUAGCCUAGCCUACCCUACUAAUGUAUUGUAUAGUAGAGUAUAGUAUAGUAGGCGAGCGAGUUAGCGAAGACGCUUAGGCUAAUAGAUAAGAGAGCGUCGGUGCAUAGCCUUCAUUCUACUACGCUACGCAAAGGUUACGAAGUCACUUAGCUCGACGUUAGGAGAGUCAAGGGGGAACGCCAUACCUACAUAGAAGAACCGCUGUUCGCUGACUUUCUAAGGUCUAACCUUUCGCUCCCCUACUGAAAAGGGGCAAAGCCGCUUCACACCACUGAUAGAUUACUUAAGAUUCCAUUCAAAAGGCCCUACUUAGUUUCGCAAGCCUUUGUCAUUGUUAGGCAACUAAGUAGGGCCCGAGGCCCCCUGCGAAUCCGUAAAUCUGAGGAGCAUGCCGCAACAAAAGGAUGGUCCCCUAUGCAUUUCAUUCUUUCUGGAAGGGAAAAAAAAAGAA